Physella acuta is the source of this 2147-nucleotide messenger RNA. Its product is annotated as DNA repair protein XRCC2. The record is from RefSeq and is a predicted model, not a curated record. NCBI's taxonomy places the organism in Eukaryota, Metazoa, Mollusca, Gastropoda, Physidae. Gene Ontology annotation, cellular component: centrosome; Rad51B-Rad51C-Rad51D-XRCC2 complex; replication fork. Gene Ontology annotation, biological process: DNA strand invasion; double-strand break repair via homologous recombination. Gene Ontology annotation, molecular function: four-way junction DNA binding.
ACGAAAGGACGCAAAAUUUAAAAAAUCUAAACCCUAGCAUAAAACUGCAAAUUUUCAAUUUGUUGUCGAACUUAUAAAUAAAUUCUAAUCUACUAUCUAGAUCUAGAUCUAGACUCUAAGUUUUAACUUGUCUUAAGUAGUCUAGAUCUAGACUUCUACAUCUACAAUAUUCAUGGUUUGGUUUUCUUCGAUGGCAAUCGAUUCACGAAAAGCACUGAAAAAAGCAGAAUCAGGAGCACAGUUGCUUGCUAGAUUGAGUACCCGACCAGACUUAACACCGGUUGACCCAUUUGUUUUUGGAAAUUUUUCUUCUCAUGGAUCCACCUGCUGUGGUCAAGUGGUAGAGCUGUAUGGGCCUGAGGGUAGUGGGAAAUCAGAACUUGCUCUUCAUUACAUCGCAAAGACUUGCCUGCCUACUCAGUGGAAAGGUUAUCCUCUUGGUGGUCUUGGCGCCAAAGUUAUUUUUAUUGACACGGAAUACAAGUUUUCAAUUCUAAGACUUGCGAUUGUUAUAGAAAAAUUGUUUUCAGAGAUGGUACAGCAAGGCUCCUCUUCCAGGAGGGUAUCAAACCAAAACAAAUGUGAAGCUUGCGGAGAAGACAUUAGCGCUCUUGAUAGUUCUGACACAUGCAAGAAUGGAUAUAUUAAAGUCAAAGCUGCAGUGUCAUCAGACGGUUUAAAGCAGUGUAAACAUAAAAACACAUCAAAAACAAAUCUAACUUGUCAACAUGGUGAAAAUGGUGCAUACAAAAGGGAUGUUACACCAGACUUAUCCAGAACUGAUGAAGGAACUAUACAGCCCACAGAAGGAACUGCAACUCUAUUGCUACAAGAGACAGAUGAGGUUGUACUAGAUGCCCUUGGGCGUGUCCAAGUGAUCAAGGUCCAAAGCACUCAGCAACUUCUGGCCACGCUGCUAUCUCUGGAACAUGCACUGUCCAGCGAGCCACAACUAGCCCUUGUCGUCAUUGACACCAUCUCAGCUUUCUACUGGUUGGACAAAGCCUUAGACCCCAGCAACUUCCACAGCACUGAGGUGAAAAUGGCACCCAUUGUUAAUGCCAUAUCUAAGUAUGUCUCAGAGCUUGGUGUUUCCUUUCUUGUCGUCAAGGAAGACGUCAUAGGGAAAAAGAAAAACUGGAACGACAAGGAAUACAUGCACAGCAAGAGUGAAGGUUCAAAACAGUCGGAGAAAGAAAAAGUUUUGUCUGAGCAUGUUCCGUAUUUGGGCAGGUCGUGGGAAAGUUUUCCGGUGAAGAGGAUUGUGUUGACGAAACAUUCAGACGUGAAGGACAGGAAGUUAUUGACUACUUGGUGUUCAGACUGGCCUGAUGGAAGGCGUUUUGUGUUUGUGGAUGAUGGCAUUAAGUUUCUUUAAUAUUCUGUUGGCUUAGCACUUGUUGAUAUAUUUCUGUACAUUUUUUAAAAAUGUGGUUUAUGAAGUUGUUUGAUGAAUAAAAGGCUGAAGAUGGUGUGAGGCUGUUGAUGUUGCAGUUAUUGAUGUUGUUGAUAAUAAAAAUCAGUAGGAUGUGGCUGAGAAUCCAGGGGAUGUGAAAUAGUGAAUUUGAUAAUCCAGGUGAUGGGGAUAAACUUGAUAAUCCAGUUGAAUUGUUAGAUGUUGAUAAUUCAGUAUUAUUCAGUUGAUGUGGUACUACUGAUAGAUAUGGUUGAUAAUCCAGUUGAGGUGGUAGAUGUGGUUGAUAAUUCAGGUAAAGUAGUUGUGGAAUUAAUUAAAAAAACCCUCAUGCUAUGAUACGCAAUAUAUUUGCAUUUUAUCAGAUAAACCAAGGCAGGUGUUGAAGGUUUAUAACCAAGGUACUUGUAAUUAAUUCUUAUACAUGGCUGUGUAGGAUGUUCUCCAGCUAGAGAUGAACAAGUCUUACUUUGUGUAGUGUGCUAUAAUGUGUGCACUCUGCCAUACUGAGUGUAUUGAUGUGUACUGUGUUCCCCUGCUACAGUUUGUCUUACUUUGUGUAGUUUGUUAUGAUGUGUGUAGUGUGCCAUACUGUUAGUAGUGUAUCCUAUUAUUUAUAGUUGUGCCAAUUGAAAUUUAUUCCAAUCACUUUCACCAUUCCAUUUCAUGCAGAUGGUUAAUCUUUGGUGUCUGCCAACAUAACUAGGUCAUCAUCUCAUUUAAAGUUUUAUAA